UCAACUUUCUCAGGUAACCAGUAGUAAAAUGAAACUCUUCUUUCUCAGUGAGAGAAGGUCUGGAAAUGUCAGGAUGCACCGAGGGGGUCCACGUGCAGCGUGGGGAGGAGCCGCCAGGGGCCGUGAUUACAGGGAUGAGGCUCAGAGGCGCUUCUGUGGUGAGCAAGCCAAGGAGCAGGAGCAGCUCACUGAACUCCACUGACAGCGGCUCGGGGUCCCUGCCACCCACGCUCCAAGCAGGGCCUGAGUGUGGGAAGGGCAGCCAGCCCUCCUUGCAGAGAUUCAGCGUCAUCAGCUUGGAAGACUUCGACCAAGAGCUUGUUGUGAAGCCAACCAGAGUGAAGAAGAAGAAGGAACCAGGUACCAUCGAGAGUGGCAGCAGGAGUGCCUGUCACAGCUCCCUUGAGUCGACUCCCUGUUGGGAAUCCCCUGCGGGCUGCCCCCAGUCCUGGAGCGCAGACCUGCUGUGCAUGACCUCCAGCCCACCGGGCAGUGCUGUGGAUCAGCUGAGCACAGGCUCCCCUGGCCCGGAGAGCAGCCUCGGCAGCAAGUGGAGCAGUGUCCUGCGGGAGAACGAUGAUUCCGAGACAUUGAGGGUCCUGGAGGCCGCUGAAUCCACGCCUGACUUGCUGGAUGCCAACAGUGACAGUAGAACUGAAAUGCUGCAGGGUAACCAGGCCAGGGAAGUGGACGUGUGCAAUGGGGGCCUUAACUUACCCUCACUCCCAAGGGAACAGGGAGGAGGGAGUGGAGUCACAGAACUCGAAGAGGAGCCUGGACCUGCAGAUGGUGGACCCAGGACAUUAACCUCCCCAGGACAGGACAGUGCCACUGAGUCCCAUGGGGCCCAGGAUAUGCAGCCUGAUGACCCCCAAAGCACUUUUUCUGCAUUCCCCUUUCUGGAUGCAGCCCCCCUUCUGGACUCACUCACCGUGCCUUCCAGCCUCAGCGUGGCCUUGGGUGCCGAGUAGGCAGUGCCUGAGACCAUGGCUGAUGAAGGCAGCGCCCAGGUGCCCAGGGAGGAGCAGGACUUGCUGUUGGACCUGGAGGCUCCCGGCCACCUAGGCUCAGGUCCCUGGCCUGGUGUCACUGAUGGCUUGAGCCAGGAAGAAAUGGCCAUUUCUGAGUGUGACUUGGGGCAUGCCAGAAGAAAGUGGAAUCCUCCGGCUUCUGCUUUGGUGGCCAAUGCCCAUCAGCCUCAGCCCCAGCAGUCUUCAUGGGAACAGGUGUUAAUGUCCAGCAAUGAGGAGGACAUCUAUGCCCAUGGGCUCCCCUGUUCAUCCUCAGACAUGAGUGUGACAGAGCUCAGUGGCAGCUGCUCCCUCCAGGACCUGAGCCGACCAGGCACGGGUGGGACAGGGCUGCUGAAGUCAGACCAGUUUGCAGAAAGCUGGAUGGGCUACUCGGGCCCUGGCUGCGGCAUCCUCAGCCUGGCAGUCUCCGAGAAGUACGUGUGGUGCCUGGACUACAAGGGAGGCUUGUUCUGCAGUGUGCUGCCGGGCACUGGGCUGCGCUGGCAGAAGUUGGAGGACACCGUCCAGCAGGUGGCCGUGUCGCCCUCAGGAGCCCUUCUCUGGAAGGUUGAACAGAAAUCUAACAGGGCUUUUGCUUGUAGAAAAGUGACCAUCAAGGGGAAGCAUCACUGGUAUGAAGUUCUGCCCCAGACGGUGUUUGUGGCUCUGAGUGAUGACAUGGCCUGGAUCAUCAGAACAAACGAGGACCUGUACCUGCAGACAGGUCUCAGUGUGGAUUGCCCUUGUGCCAGAGCCGUAAAGGUUGACUGUCGGUACCCUCUGUCCCAUAUCACGGCCCUGAACAGCAUGGUGUGGGCACUCACUGAGCAGAGGGCCCUCCUGUUCUGGGAGGGCAUGAGCAGCUUCUGUCCUGAAGGGGAGCAGUGGAAGUGUGACAUCAUCAGUGAAAGGCAAGCUUUAGAAACUGUCUGUAUAACCCUUGGGGAUCAGCAGACACUCUGGGCCCUGGACAUCCAUGGAAACUUGUGGUUCAGAACCGGUGUUGUUCCCGAGAAACCCCAAGGCGAUGAUGACCACUGGUGGCAAGUGGGCAUCAUGGCCUACGUGGUGUUUGACCAGUGUAGCCUGUUCCAGACCCUGCUCCACGCCACGCACUCGGUGGCCACAGCGGCACAGGUGCCCGUCGAGAAGGUGGUGGAUAAGCUGCGCACGGCGUUCUGGUCCCAGCAGCUCCAGUGCCAGCCCAGCCUCCUCGGGGUCAACCCCAGCAGCGUCUGGAUCUCCUCGGGCAAGAACGAGUUCCACGUGGCAAAGGGAAGCCUCAUAGGCACUUACUGGAAUAAUGUUGUUCCCCAUGGGACAGCUUCUGCAACAAAAUGGGCCUUUGUGUUGGCUUCAACGGCUCCCACAAAGGAAGGAAGCUCUCUGUGGCUGUGCCAGAGCAGCCAGGAGCUGUGCCGCAUCAGUGCCCAGGAUGCCCAGUCCCGCCGUCCACUGUGCAGCUAGCUGCCUCCCAACACCGAGAUGAGUGCCUACUCUGCCUGCCCUGAUGCCCUGUGGGCCUUGGACAGCCUCGGCCAGGAGUUCAUCAGGACGCUCUCCAAGAGCUGCCCCACAGGAAUACACUGGACAAGGCUGGACCCCUCCCAGCUAGGACAGCAGCCCCUGGGUCAGGCCCCCGCCCUCAGCAUGGGUACAUCUGACCAAACACCUUCAAAGGCCCAGUGCACAAACCAGCCCACCCUGCAGGGCCGGGGGUGGGACCUGAAGAUGCCGUCUGUGCGGAACGUGAUUGCAUCCCCAGCAGGACGCUGCGAGGCUGCUGCUCUGAGGCCCCUCACCACGGAGACGUUCCUGCCCAGGACUGCACGGACGUGA
Choloepus didactylus (southern two-toed sloth) is the source of this 2852-nucleotide messenger RNA. RefSeq names its product tectonin beta-propeller repeat-containing protein 2-like. The record is from RefSeq and is a predicted model, not a curated record. NCBI's taxonomy places the organism in Eukaryota, Metazoa, Chordata, Mammalia, Pilosa, Megalonychidae.